UCUUAUUCACGCAGUACGACCAAGUCUGUAGGUGCACUCGAACGCGCCAUGGAAACCCUCAUUGAGGAGGGUGCAUCUGUUUCCAUCCUUGCAUCAGGUUCUGUACUGGCUUCCAUGUCAGCAGGUCAAACUAACGUCCCUCCAGAACUGCCGAAGACAGGUGAAGUAGGAAACAGGGCAGAUCGACUUCUUGGUCUAGGGAAAGGCAAGAAUGUUCGGUCAAAUACAGUCCCUGGUCCAGCGUCACCUGAUAACAAGCUUCCGAAGCUGCCAACCCGUUCACAUACAAGCCCGUCGCAUCCAGUUUCGAACGUGGAAGAACGGAUUCGACGUACUGGCGGAAAGAGCGAGAGCGGUAGUGUGCGGAAAAGGGACAGGGUGUUGGGAGAAUUUGUGAAGAGGGAGCGAGCGUGUGCAAGAUGUGAGAAAAAAAUCGAGGACGGGAGAUGGAUACAGAUGGAUGGAGGAAGUGUUCUUUGCGAGCAAUGUUGGAAAAAUAUGUAUUUACCUAAAUGCCGCCGAUGUAAUCUACCUAUAGAGAAACAGGCCGUAUCGUCAUCCGACGGACAGCUUAAAGGAAAAUACCACAAAGACUGCUUUAAUUGCCAUAUAUGCCAUAAACCUUUCCCUGAUCGGGAGUUCUAUGUGUUUGACGGGAAACCCCUCUGUGCAUAUCAUUAUCACGAAGCAAAUGAUUCUCUGUGCGGCGCACAUAGUUGCGGGGAACCUAUUGAAGGACCUUGUGCGGUUGCGCAUUCCGGCCGACGUUACCACCCGGAACACUUUUUAUGCGAGUUCGAGGAAGGAUGCAGAGAGCGGCUUGUUGAAUAUUGGGAAGUGGACGGCCAGAUGUUGUGUGAGCGGCAUGCGGUGGGAGGCUAUCGUGACGGUGACCUGAGGGAUGGUCAUCUUGGGGCGGACAUAGCUGGAGACGAGGGCAGAGCACUGAAACGCAUGACACGGUUCAUCGACCUAGGUGCGGUACCCGACGAUAUCGAUAUAAGGUGAUCGAGUUAUCGAUCGUGGAAUAUGUUUGCCCUCGUUUUGUUAUAAUUUUCUUUCUUGCCGUUCUUGUGGACCAUUCAGCAUUUGUAAUCUCAUCUUCAGUAGGAUAUAUUCCUUCAUUCGCACUUCAUAUACCAUUUUUUUUUUUUUUCAGGGACCUCAUGCUUCACGGACAUAAAUCACUUUCUCACUUUCUUUGGAUACCUGAAGUCGAGGGACAUGCAUACUAC
This is a messenger RNA of Serpula lacrymans var. lacrymans S7.9, 1235 nucleotides long. RefSeq lists its product as uncharacterized. Gene Ontology annotation, cellular component: nucleus; Z disc. Gene Ontology annotation, molecular function: transcription coregulator activity. The transcript has 3 exons. Lineage: Eukaryota; Fungi; Basidiomycota; Agaricomycetes; Boletales; Serpulaceae. The record is from RefSeq and is a predicted model, not a curated record. Bases 49 to 1008 code for a protein of 319 amino acids.